AUGGUCUCCCACGGCAAUUAUAAGGUGCAGAAGGUCACCUACCCAUCCAACGGGGAGACAAUCGCCGGCAUUCUCUACAAGCCAACCAAUGUCAGCAACCCCCCCGGCGUCGUCCUUCUCGGGCCGUAUUCCUUCAUCAAAGAGCAGGCGCCCUUGCAGUACGCCACACGACUUGCCGACGAGGGCUACGCCGCCCUGAUCUUCGACCCUCGGACCGUCGGCGAGAGCACCGGACAGCCGCGCCGGCUGGAGAAUCCCAAAAUGAAAAACGAAGACGUGGUAGCCGGACUGGACUAUCUCCAAAGCCUGCCAGACGUUGACAGCAACCGACUGUUCCUGGUCGGCAUCUGCCAGGGCGGCCCGGAAUGCCUCGACAUUGCCUCCUACGACCAGCGAGUUCGCGGCGUCGCCUCCGUAACAGGCUACUACCGGGACCGCGAAACCGACAUUUGGAUGAUUUGCUCGGGCUGUGUCAACCCCGAGCCCGGCGUAGACGUGGGCUCGAUGAAGAUGCCCACCCAGGAACAGGGCGAGGCCCUCUACAAGGCCAGGCUGGAACGGGCCCGGAAAGCCCGCGAGUUGUACGACAAGACGGGCGAGGUCGUGUACCAGCCGCUGGUCGACCCGAAGGCCGCCGAUCCGGAGGUCGGUUCGCUCGCUGGGCUGCCGGGCCCGGUUGCCUGGUCGUGGUACGGCCCGUGGACUCUCAAGAACUUUGACAACCGGUACGCCGUCAUGAGUGACGUCGAUCACUUUGGCUAUAGUACCGUGGACGGGGUGGCCAAGCUCACAAAGCCUGCGUUGAUUAUUCACGGAGAUAACUGCAUGAACGCGGCGUCUGCGAAGCGCCACUAUGACUCUAUCCCCACGAAGAACAAGAAGCUCGUUUGGGACAAUGGCGUGUCUCAUUUCCAGCAUUAUGAGCAGCCGGACAUUGUCGAUCACAAUGUGGCGGAAAUUGCGGCCUGGUUUGCUGGCGUGAACUGA
This is a messenger RNA of Metarhizium brunneum ARSEF 3297, 987 nucleotides long. RefSeq lists its product as uncharacterized. Lineage: Eukaryota; Fungi; Ascomycota; Sordariomycetes; Hypocreales; Clavicipitaceae. The record is from RefSeq and is a predicted model, not a curated record.